Juglans microcarpa x Juglans regia is the source of this 975-nucleotide messenger RNA. RefSeq names its product probable LRR receptor-like serine/threonine-protein kinase At3g47570. Gene Ontology annotation, biological process: protein phosphorylation. NCBI's taxonomy places the organism in Eukaryota, Viridiplantae, Streptophyta, Magnoliopsida, Fagales, Juglandaceae. The record is from RefSeq and is a predicted model, not a curated record. Gene Ontology annotation, molecular function: ATP binding; protein kinase activity. The coding region runs from base 1 to 975 and encodes 324 amino acids. The transcript is spliced from 3 exons.
AUGAAAACAAAUUUGGUUGGCGUGGGUGGUUUUGGAUCUGUCUAUAAAGGAAUUCUUGAUGCGAGUGGAACUAUAAUUGCUGGCAAGGUCCUCAGCCUUCUGCGUCUUGGAGCCUUUAGAAGCUUUCUUGUUGAGUGUGAAGCCUUGAGAAACAUCAGACAUCGAAAUCGUGUAAAGGUUCUUACAAUUUGUUCAAGUGUUGAUUGCCAUGGUAAUGAUUUUAAGACUCUAGUUUAUGAGUUCAUGGUCAAUGGAAGACUUGAAGAAUGGUUGCAUCCAACUGCUACAGAAGAUGAAGUGCAUCAAAACCAAAGAAAUCUAUAUCUGUUUCAAAGGUUGGAUAUCGCCAUUGAUGUUGCUGGUGUGUUGGAAUUUUUGCAUUAUCAUUGCAAAACACAAAUCAUUCAUUGUGAACUAAAGCCAAGCAUUGUUCUUCUCGAUAGCAAAAUGAUUGGACACUUGGGUGAUUUUGGCAUAGCAAUAUCCUAUCUUGGAAGCAACCAUAACUCUUCUACCACUUACUCCAACACUAUUGGAUUAAGAGGAACUAUUGGUUAUGCAGAGUAUGGUAUGGGAAAUGAAGUGUCAACCCAUGGUGAUAUAUACAGUUAUGGGAUCCUUCUAGUAGAAAUGUUCACGGGAAAGAGACCCACUGAUGAAAUUUUUUCGGGCACUCUAAACCUACAUUCCUUUGUCAAGACAACCUUGUUUCAAGGAGUAGCAGAGAUUACCGAUCCAAAUAUUUUCCAAGAAAUGAAAGAAGAGACAACUAGAGGCCAAGUUAACAACAUUACAAGAAGAAACAAAACUCAAGAGUGUUUGGUUUCGAUUUUUCAGAUUAGAGUUGCAUGUUCAGCUGAACAGCCAGAAAUACGAAUGAAUAUGAGAGAUGUUGUAGCUGAGCUUAAUUUAAUGAGAAAAAAUUUUCUUAAGAGGGGAACGAACAGAGGCAAUCGAAGAAUAAAUGGACCAUAA